AUGCCCUCGGAAGAAUCCGAAACACCGAAGUGCAACGAGCAGCCCGCUAUCGGUGAGGACCUCACAUUGAGCGUGAAGGAGGAGGCAGAGGUAGAGCGAUUGAAGAAGGAAAUUCAGGGUGAGUUUGAUGGCCGCUAUGUCGAACUGGUAUUGACGUACACGUCUGGAGAUCUUGUCCGCAAGUAUUCGCCUAAGUACAGUCAGAAAUGCGAGGUCUCGACUGUGGAAGUCGACGGCCAGGAAAUCGCUAUAGCCCGUCUUCCAGGCGCGAGGCAGCCAUUCAAGAAAGGUACAGCUGCGCUAGACGUAGUGACCGCCUACGAAAACCUGUUGGAGAAAAUCGAAGCCGAGAAGUCUUCCAAACAGUGA
Alternaria ventricosa is the source of this 369-nucleotide messenger RNA. RefSeq lists its product as uncharacterized. The record is from RefSeq and is a predicted model, not a curated record. NCBI's taxonomy places the organism in Eukaryota, Fungi, Ascomycota, Dothideomycetes, Pleosporales, Pleosporaceae. The transcript has a single exon. The coding region runs from base 1 to 369 and encodes 122 amino acids.